AUGACUGUAACACAACGGUAUCAGCACCAAGAUAUCUCGGCUACAAAUGUCGCUGUCGCUGCUCAAGCGAUUGCACUUUCUGGGGAGCGCCAUCCCGAAAUAUUCACAUUGGGACCGGAGACAAGUGAAUCGGGGUCUUGCACUGAUGGUAUGACAUUCGGAGAACCUCAAAACAACAGUGUAGUAGGGAUGGCAAGCCUGCUUUCACGAUUCGCUAUCGGCGUAGUUGCAGCAGCGGCAGAAACGAACCCGAAAGCGAUCGUCUCCGGGCAUGCGCCAACACAAGAAGUCAGGAUUCAGCUGCAUAGUCCAGUGCUAUUCAGUCUAAUCCUCGUAUCCAUUGGCCUGGCCCAAUCGUGUUUGUUCGUUGUUGCGGUAAAGUUUGGUAGCAGGCUUGAGAUUCCUGUGGUCGCGAUCUCUCAGCUGGGUGAAAUCCGGAAACAAUUUGUCGCUGAGCCUGCAACCUCUUGA
Molecule: messenger RNA, 471 nt
Organism: Alternaria alternata
Lineage: Eukaryota; Fungi; Ascomycota; Dothideomycetes; Pleosporales; Pleosporaceae
Exons: 1
Coding region: 1-471 (156 amino acids)
Source: RefSeq, a predicted model, not a curated record